Messenger RNA from Penicillium riverlandense, 774 nucleotides. RefSeq lists its product as uncharacterized. The transcript has 2 exons. The record is from RefSeq and is a predicted model, not a curated record. Gene Ontology annotation, molecular function: oxidoreductase activity, acting on CH-OH group of donors; flavin adenine dinucleotide binding. The coding region runs from base 1 to 774 and encodes 257 amino acids. Lineage: Eukaryota; Fungi; Ascomycota; Eurotiomycetes; Eurotiales; Aspergillaceae.
AUGGCACGUAAGGAGGCUAUCCUCGCCGCUGGUACUCUACGGACUUUCCAGGUCCUCAUGCUAUCUGGAAUUGGUCCCGCCACUACACUCUCCGAGCAUGGGAUUUCAACUAUCAUCGAUGUGCCACACGUUGGCAAAAGCCUGACAGAUCAUUUCGCGCUCUUCCAGCUAUACAGGUUACGAAACCCAGAGCGGGAUCUCGUGUUGGGGAGUCCGCUCCUCUCUGAGCCGGCAUUUAUGAAGGGCAUGCCCACAGAUUGGGUGAUUAACCAGGACGUACUGGUCCAUAUUCUCGAGCCAACACCCGGCCGACCACUUGUUGAAACGAUGAUGGUUUACGCACCAGCGGGUGUUCCUAGCGUUCCUAUAGACGGCAGCCACAUUGUGACCUCCGUGAUGCUACUUGCUUCAAGCUCUCGAGGAAGCGUUAGUAUCAGGUCGUCAUCGCCUAUGAACCCUCCAUUGGUUAAUCUAAUUACCUUGACACCGAAGCGGAUCGUGUCACCCUCAUAUCGGGCUCGUCGCAUGAUGCAGGCUUUGUUGAAUAUGCCUGCAUUGAGCAAUUAUAUGGAGGCCGAGGUGCCUCCUCUCGGAAUGCAUAAGUUGACACCCGAAUCACCAGAUAGUUUGUUUGAAGCACGAAUCCGUGCGACUGGUUUAGCACAUGCUCAUCCGGCGGGUACUGCUACGAUGGGCAAGGUAGUUGAUCCGGACCUCCGUGUCUAUGGAGUUGAUAAUCUUCGAGUUGUUGACGCUAGUGUGUGCUUCCAGUGA